Molecule: messenger RNA, 1551 nt
Organism: Capsicum annuum
Lineage: Eukaryota; Viridiplantae; Streptophyta; Magnoliopsida; Solanales; Solanaceae
Product: vicilin-like seed storage protein At2g28490
Source: RefSeq, a predicted model, not a curated record
CUUCUUAGUCUAAAGAAGCAAAAAAAUAAAAUAAAAAUAGUCUUUGUUUUUGUAAGUGAAAAAAUGGGAAGUUUUAGUAAGGUUGUGUUGAUGUUGAUGUUGAUGUUGGUGGUGGUGGUGGCAUUUGUUAGUGCUUAUGAUGUUGAAGAAGAAAGGGGAGAAGAAGGGGAAGGGGAAGGAGAAGGGUGGUUUUUGUUGCAUGAUUCAAAAGAGGUAGUAAGGACUGAUGCUGGAGUUAUGAGAGUUGUAAGGAGGGGUGGAUUUGGUGGUAGGGGUGGGGUAUCUUUGUUUCAAAGUCCAAUGCAUAUUGGGUUUAUUACUAUGGAACCUAAUACUCUUUUCAUUCCUCAUUAUCUUGAUUCUCAUCUUACUCUCUUUGUUCGCAGAGGGGAAACAAGAAUUGGGCAUAUAUACAAGGAUGACUUCACCGAAAGGCGAUUGAAGGAAGGAGAUGUGUAUAGUAUUCGUGCAGGAUCUGCUUUUUAUCUUGUUAAUCCAGCUGAAGGACAAAGACUUCAUAUCAUUUGCAGUAUUAGCACUUCCAGCAGCUUAGGAUUGUAUGGUUUUCAGUCUUUCUUCAUUGGUGGUGGAAUCUAUCCAACAUCUAUCCUUGGUGGAUUUGACAAACUGACAUUAUCAACAGCAUUCAAUGUAUCGUCAGAAGAAGUGGGUGAGAUCUUGACAAGGCAAUUAUCAGGUGCAAUUGUACCUCUGAACACUACUCAUUCUCCUACACCAAGCAUAUGGGCAAAUUUCUUGAAUCUUGAGCAACACCAGAGACAUGAUCACCUAAAGAGAAUAGUGCGUUUCGAGGAAGAAGCUAGCUUAGAAGAAGAGGAAGAUGAGGAAAGGGAGCAACAACCACCAUGGUCUUUGAGGAAGUUCUUGAAUAGUCUUUUUGGUGAUGAAGGAAACAAGAGAGACAAGAAACGAGGCGAUGAAGGAAGUAGAGGCAGAGGCAAAGGUCCAGAUUCUUACAACUUGUUCGAUAGGAAGCCAGAUUACAAGAAUGAUUAUGGAUGGAGCUUGGCCUUAGAUAAGUCUGAGUAUCCUCCAUUGAAACACACUGACGUUGGCGUCUACCUCGUCAAUCUUUCAGCGGGAGCUAUGAUGACACCUCACAUCAAUCCAACAGCAACAGAGUACGGAGUAGUGUUGAGAGGGAGCGGCAGCAUCCAGAUCGUGUAUCCAAAUGGGACACUAGCAAUGAACGCUAUAGUAAAUGAAGGAGACGUAUUCUGGGUGCCAAGGUACUUUCCCUUCUGUCAAAUUGCAUCAAGAACUGGACCUUUGGAGUUCUUCGGAUUCACGACGACAGCCAAGAAGAAUAGGCCACAGUUCUUGGUAGGUCGGGAUUCGAUACUGCAAAGCAUGAGAGGACCUGAAUUUGCAGCUGCAUUUGGUGUUAGCGAAGAGAGGUUGAGGAAGAUCUUGGAUGCUCAACGUGAAGCGGUAAUUCUGCCAUCAGCGUCGGUCGCUCCCUCAGAGCCGAUGGACCCCGGGGAGGAGGAGCAAGAGGGAGAAAGAGGGGAGAAGGGAAAAGAGAAGGAG